CUACGAUUUCGACAAUGUCAUUAAAGCUGGACUUCAAUCUAGAUCAUGCCGAGUAUCUCCAGCCCGUCACCUUGGAAGCCUCCGCCUCGCACACCAUGGCAGAACUUCCGCCGUGAGCCCGCAACGUUUAUAGCCCUCUGGCUGUACAGUCACCGGCCGACAUUAAUCGACAGCACUAGACGCGCAGAAGCGCAUGCCCCAGGGAGAUCAAGCCAUAAAAUACGCGUAGUCUGCAUAUCAGAUACACAUAACACGAAACCCGCAGUCCCAGAUGGCGAUAUCCUUCUCCAUGCCGGCGAUCUCAGCAAUAAAGGCACCUUUGAGGAGAUACAAGCACAAUUGUCAUGGUUGGCAUCGCUGCCUCAUCGUCACAAGGUCGUGAUUGCGGGCAAUCACGAUAGAUUACUCGAUGCUGAAUUUGUGCGCGACCAUCCCGAGCGGAUUGCUGAGAGUCCAGGUUCCUCGCGAGCAGAUCUGAAUUGGCACGAUGUUGUCUACCUUGAGAAUUCUGUCGCGAGUUUGACAUUUCCAGCAUCCACCGCCAAUCGGAAUAGCACAUCUGAGCAGAAGCUCGCAUCGAUUUAUCUUUCAGAAGAUCUUCGAGAAAACAGGACGCUCAAAAUAUAUGGCUCUCCGCAGACUCCCCUCUGUGGUACUUUCGCCUUUCAAUAUCCUCCUAUUCGGGAUGUCUGGUCUGGCAAGACCCCAUCGGAUGUUGACAUAUUUUUGAUUCAUGGUCCUCCGAAGGGCUAUCUAGAUCAGCCUGCAGCGGACGUGGAUCAUAAGGGCUGUCCGCAUCUUACGAGAGUGUUGGAACGUGUACGCCCUCGGCUUGUUGUGUUCGGACAUAUUCACUCCGGACACGGAAGACAGGAUGUGAAAUGGUCAUGGAGUGUUGAGAGAGUAUACGUGAGGAUGAUGGGAGUGGGAGAACGGGAUAGUCUGAGUACGGCAAUGAAGUGGUGGAUUGUGGUCCUGAUGCUGUUUGGAUUGAUUGGCGCUUGGGGUGAUGUGAUCAUUGGGAGGGUACUGAAGUCAAGGAGACAAGAGUAUGAGAGGAGAAGAAACACGACGGUCAUGCUCAAUGCUGCUAUAGGCGCCGAGGCUGGGGAUGAUAGGGCAGCGAUGGUCAUUGAUGUUUGAGUAGUGGCCUUGGUUAUUGCAUACUUAUCUAAACAAUGCGCUGGCA
This is a messenger RNA of Dissoconium aciculare CBS 342.82, 1189 nucleotides long. RefSeq lists its product as uncharacterized. The transcript has a single exon. The coding region runs from base 46 to 1143 and encodes 365 amino acids. The record is from RefSeq and is a predicted model, not a curated record. Gene Ontology annotation, molecular function: hydrolase activity. Lineage: Eukaryota; Fungi; Ascomycota; Dothideomycetes; Mycosphaerellales; Dissoconiaceae.